AAAAUUCCGGCAAAAUAUGGAAUAAAAACAAAAUCAAAGAAAAAUUGUAUGACGCAAUCUAGUAUAAGCAGAAAUCAUCAAUGAAGACAGCAUGCAUUUCGCUAUAAGAGACACAGACUAUGCAAGAGCGCGAGAGUAGAGAGUAGACGGUCUGGCGUUGCUGGCCGCUGUAUUUAAAAGGCGGCGUUCCCGUGCACAACCGCUUAGUUGUCAUUAAACUUGCAAUUAUCGAACGUUGAAGGUGAAGGCGAAUUGAUUUGUGUAGCGCCAGCAAAAACAAAAUAAAGUGAAAUAUUAAGCAGAAAUAAAUUUGUGAAUUUUAAAAAAAAAGAUAAAUAAAUAAAAUGUGCGGUAUAUUUGCUAUAAUUUCUAAAGACGGUCAACCUAUCGAACCGAAAAUGUACCACGGCAGACUGCACAGUUUAAGAGAAAUUGCAUAUCGUCAAAGUGGCAAGCAACGACAUCGUGGUCCUGACUACACAGGUGUUAAGUUGGUGCAGGACGAUGGCGUAGCAUUGCUACACGAACGUUUGGCAAUUGUUGGUGUUCAGACUGGACAUCAACCUUUAUUAUCUGAAGAUGGUAACAUUUUGCUUGUGGCCAACGGCGAAAUCUACAAUUAUUUAGAGCAGUCCGCAGAGAUAGCAAAGAAACGUGGACACUACAAGCCAAAAAGUGAUUGCAACGUCAUCAUUGAACUCUAUGAAGAAUAUGGUGUCAAUCUAUUUGAGUACAUAACCGGUAUGUUUGCAUUUGUGCUCUAUGAUAAGCACACGAAAAAUGUGCUCAUUGCACGUGAUCCAUUUGGUAUUAUACCCAUGUAUAUCGGUGAGGAUGCCAGUGGUAAUAUUUGGGUAUCUUCUGAAAUGAAGUGUAUUGUUGAAUUUUGCACCAAAUUGGAAUCGUUUCCUCCUGGCGAAUAUCGUUAUGGACAACCUGGCAAUUUAGAACGUAAGAAAUUUUUUCAUGAACGUUGGGUAACUGAAAUACCCAACAUUGAAGCUGAUCUCUCCAUUUUACGUGCCAGACUUGAAUCAGCUGUGCGUACGCAUUUACAUUGUGAUGUGUCAUUUGGUGCACUACUCUCAGGCGGUGUAGACUCUAGUUUGAUAGCUUCGAUAGCCACAAAAUUACGACGUGAACGUGAUCCAACAUUUAAAUUGAAAACCUUUUCAGUGGGUUUACGUAAUGCACCCGAUUUCCAAGCAGCAAAAUUGGUAGCAGAUUACAUUGGUAGUGACCAUACUGAAAUUAUUUUUGAAAUAGCAGAUGCUUUGGAUGGCAUACGUGAUAUCAUAUACCACCUUGAAACAUAUGAUGUUACGACAGUGCGUUGCAGUAUACCCAUGUUGUUAUUGACUAGGUAUAUAAAAAGUACUGGCAUCAAAAUGAUAUUGUCUGGUGAGGGUGCAGAUGAAAUUUUCGGUGGUUAUUUGUAUUUCUUCAAAUCACCAAACUAUGUUGAGUUCCAUAAGGAACUGGUGUCACGUGUGCAACAACUGAACUUGUCAGACUGUUUACGUGCAAAUAAAGUGGCUAUGGCGAAGGGUGUUGAAUUGCGUGUACCAUUCCUGGAUACCGCUUUUGUUAACUAUGUGAUGUCAAUACGACCGGAAGAUAAAAUACCAGGUUCACUAAACUGUUUAGGUGGUACACAAAAAUAUCGUAUUGAGAAGCAUAUACUACGAGCAGCAUUUGCAAAAGACUUUUUACCCGAUGCUGUGCUUUGGCGACAGAAGGAGCAGUUUUCUGAUGGCGUUGGUUAUGACUGGAUUGAUACCAUACGAAAAACGGCUACGAGUCAUGUAAGUGAUGUUGAAUUUAGUACAGCUGCUACACGUUUCCCUAUUAACACACCAACGACGAAAGAAGCUUUCUAUUAUCGCAGCGUUUUUGAGGAAAUGUUCCCCGGUCAAGCAGCUGCAGAUACCGUCAAACGUUGGUUGCCACGUCUCGACUGGGGUUGUCCUGAAGACCCAUCAGGUCGUGCACAGUCAGCACAUCAAGUGCAUCAGUAAUUGCUAUGCAAUUUUUUCAAUAAGACUGAAGCCUACUGAUAAGCUAGAAAAUUUUCGACCAAGAGCGGCUACCUUGGUCAGUUUAUGUUAAUUAAUUAUUAAAUUAAUUUUUUAUUUGAAAUGUUGAGCAUUUUAUUAAAUUAAAUUGAAUUUAUUA
Molecule: messenger RNA, 2175 nt
Organism: Teleopsis dalmanni
Lineage: Eukaryota; Metazoa; Arthropoda; Insecta; Diptera; Diopsidae
Product: probable asparagine synthetase [glutamine-hydrolyzing]
Exons: 1
Coding region: 345-2018 (557 amino acids)
Cellular component (GO): cytosol
Molecular function (GO): asparagine synthase (glutamine-hydrolyzing) activity
Source: RefSeq, a predicted model, not a curated record